Molecule: messenger RNA, 2017 nt
Organism: Pelobates fuscus (common spadefoot toad)
Lineage: Eukaryota; Metazoa; Chordata; Amphibia; Anura; Pelobatidae
Gene: CFAP206
Product: cilia and flagella associated protein 206
Exons: 13
Coding region: 123-1994 (623 amino acids)
Biological process (GO): sperm axoneme assembly; regulation of cilium beat frequency; regulation of flagellated sperm motility
Cellular component (GO): ciliary basal body; axoneme
Source: RefSeq, a predicted model, not a curated record
ACGCGGCCUGCACAGUGACUGCCAGCUCCCCGGAUCACCAUAUACCCCGAUCACUGACAACGGUACGGCCAGAGAGCUGCUGUGACCGCAUAAUACUGCCAGGAGAGCUGGGCUUCUGUAAGAUGUCGCAUCCACAGGCAGAGAGUGUGAUAAAGAAUAUCAUUAGGGAAAUUGCGCAGGAAUGUGCAGCAAAGGGACACACCGUGUCUGAAACAAUGGUGGCUUUUGUGGUUAAAGCUAUUGUUUUGGACCAAAGAAAUGGUUUUAACGUGGACAGAACACUCACAAAAAAUGAUGUGCAGAAGCUGAUAAAGCUUUGUGUGGACAGACUGCUUGAUCCCGCGAGUCCCUCACUGGAAACAAUAAAGAUGCAAAUUUAUUUUGAUAUGAACUAUACAAAUAGAGGAGAGUUUUUGGAAGAGCAUCAUCGUGUCUUGGAAUCGAGACUUGCCCCUGUGUGCAGAGAAAUCACUGAUAGCCGGGCUCGCACAGCUGAGGAACUCGAGAGUCUUUAUCGCAAGAUUGUCAGCUACGUGUUGCUUCGUUCUGGACUCGGGUCUCCAACGGAUAUCAAAGUUGUCAGAGAAGCCACAGCUGCCUUGCAGAGUGUGUUUCCUCACACUGAGCUUGGGACAUUUCUAUCUCUAGUAAAGCGAGACAAGGAGCGUCAACUCAAAGAACUCACCAUGAUUGUCACAGGCAUCCGAUUGUUCAACAAAGACUGUGGCAAAGGUGGAGAAGGCAUUGAUGACUUACCAACUAUUUUGAAAGAGGCUAUUCCAGCUACCACUAAGCACAUUGAAUCUGAGCUUGAGGCAUCUAAGGAGAAGAUAUUCCAGUACACAGCGAUUAUAGAAGAUAUAAGUGGUAACCAAAUGAAAAACAAGCUUCUAAAUCUGAACCAAUUGAAAGAAGCUCUGUUUAAUGUACGGCAACAUGAGGCUUUCUUAAAUAUUAUUCUGUCAGAUGUUGUCUCGAGUGCACAGCUUGUGGAAACGAUGGACAAACAAUACGGAGCACAAAUGGAACAAUUAAGAACCACUGUUCACUCAAAGACUGCAAUUCCCACAGUGCAGGUUUAUCCACUCUUUAUCAUGCUGUCUAAUCUGUGGAACAGUUUUCAGGAUGAGAUUGUACUGUUAAGUGUCCUAAGUAACAUGACUGCAAACCUGCAGCCAUUCCUGAAGAUCCACGAGGAGCUGUUUCCUGCUAGCAUUAUUGAACCACUGCUCAGUGAAGUUACUAUCAAAACUGAUGAGGAAAGGAUUAAGGAAAGCACAGGAUCCCGUGUAAAUACCAGUGAUUUUUUAACACUCGACUGGUAUUUCCCAGAACAGACAGCAAAUUUUGAUCGACUUCCUAUUCAGUAUCAUGGAUUCUGUGGCUUUACUGUUGCUUCAAAGGAAGGCCUCCUGUUACCUGGAAACCCAGACAUUGGUGUUUUAAAGCAUCGGGAAAGAUACUAUAUUUUCUCCUCCAAGGAAGCUGCCUACACAUUUGCCCAGGACCCGGAUCACUAUAUCCAUCUAAUUGGGGAGAAAGCAAAGCAAUGUGCCGAACUCAUUCAAUUAUUGGAGCUGCAUCAGCAAUUUGCAUCUAUUGCUCCUUAUUCCCAGGCCCCAGCUCCGGAACAUCUUUUAAUAAAGCCAGUCACUAAAUGCAAUAGUAGCACACAGACUGAUACCCACUUACUGGAAACUAACAUUGUCAAGUCUUAUGAGUGGAAUGAAUGGGAGCUGCGGAGAAAAGCAAUCAAGCUGGCUAACCUGCGCCAAAAAGUGACUCACUCAAUGCAGACACAUUGCAGCCAUAUGAGAAGAGAGAACUUCACGCAGGUGUACUUACCAAAACAAGUUGAGACUCAAACCAAACGUGACAACUCAAGCAAUGUGCCCAAGCCACAGAUCUUUUUGGCAGGAAUCCGUGGUGGAGAGACAUCAAAACCUAAUAAAAUUGUCAAAGUUAACUUGACAAGGGCGGUUGAUGAAUCCUAAGAGCCACUUUUAUUAAUAUUAAG